GAGGACGAAAAAUCACAACAUGUGAUGUACGUGGACGACCCCGGGAGACUCGGCAGUGGAGGCACUUAAGACAACGAUCUGUUAACCCAAACAUGUGUCAUGGUUGGCUGCAUGCUCUCACACCCACUCGCCUCCAAGGAGGGUUUAAUCCCUCAGUGCACACACACACACACACACACUCAGGACGCUGAGCAGGACUUUGGCUUCUUUCUCUCUGCAGAAAACUCCCCACCAAACAGCAUCUCCUGUGUUUAGCCAGAAGGACCCACUAUGUCCCUUCUCACCCACCUGUUGGCGUGUCUGUUCGGGAUGGGCUCCUGGGUCUCCAUCAACGGCCUGUGGGUGGAGCUGCCUCUGGUCGUCCCUCAGAUCCCAGAGGGCUGGUUCCUGCCCUCGUACCUCUCCGUCAUCAUCCAGAUGGCCAACGUCGGGCCGCUCUUCGUCACCCUGAUGCAUCGCUUCCGUCCGGGCGCCCUCAACGAGACGGCCAUCAUAUACGUGAUCAUCGGCCUGGGGACCGUGGCCACCUUCCUGCUGGGCUUCUUCUGGAAGGAGACGGUGGUGGUGGCGGGCGCCCAUCGCAGCGUGGCGCUCCUCGUUCUGACUUUCUUCCUCGCUGUCGUUGACUGCACCUCCUCCGUCACCUUCCUGCCCUUCAUGAUGCGCCUCAAGCCUCAGUACCUGACCACCUACUUCAUCGGGGAGGGGGUGAGCGGCCUGCUGCCGGCUCUGGUGGCUCUGAUCCAGGGCGUCGGGGUCGUCCACUGUAUAAACAGCACAGAGUCUCUGAACUACACCCUCAACUCCUCCUACAUCGCACCAACCUACGACCUCCAGGCGCACUAUCAGCCCGCAAACUUCUCCACUGAGGUGUUUUUCUUCUUCCUCAGCGCCAUGAUGCUGGUGUGUCUCGUGGCCUUCCUGCUGCUGAACUACCACCCGUCCGUGUCCAGGGAUCCCACCACCAGCAGCAGGUACGCCAACGGGACGAAACAGGAAGCUCAGACAACCAGGACGUGGGCCGAGCAGAAGCCCAUGAUGGACCCGUACAGGCCCGCAGGCCAGGAGCCCAAGAGCAGCUUCGGCAGCGGCUCCUACAGCUGGAUGCAGGUGUUGUACAUCUUCGUGAUUCUGGGCUGGGUGAACGCGCUGAGCAACGUGGUCCUCCCCUCGGUGCAGUCCUACUCCUGCAUGCCGUACGGGAACAACGCCUACCACUUAGCGGCAACUCUGGCCGCCCUGUCCAACCCUCUGGCCUGCUUCAUCGCCAUGUUCCUCUCAGUCAGAUCCCUGCUGCUGAUGGGAGCUCUGACUGUGCUGGGUAGUGGAGUUGGAGCCUACAUCAUGAGCAUGGCGGUGCUGAGUCCAUGUCCACUGCUGGUUAAUGACUCCUCAGGAGGUGUUGUCAUUGUGUUGGCCUGGGUCCUGUUCAUUCUCACUCUGUCCUAUGUGAAGGUGAUCAUCGGGGUCAUCCUGCGUGACGAGGGCUACAGCGCCCUCGUGUGGUGCGGAGCUGUGGUGCAGCUGGGCUCCCUGCUGGGGGCCGUGACCAUGUUCCCUCUGGUCAGUGUGUACGGCCUCUUCACAUCAGGAGACCCCUGCAACACAAAAUGUCCCUGAAUGAAGAAGAAGACUCUCUAUAUUAACCAGAAAGAAUAUUAUUAUGUCAGCAUCGGUUUGAGGCCAUUUUUAUUUAUGUCACUUUCAAAUCCAGUUCAUAUUUACCUUUUAUAAAUCCACCCUGACAUCAAGAUGCACGCUCAGAUUGUUAUUAUUAUUAUUUUUUCUUGAGGAGAUACAAGGCUUCAAGAACAAAAGUUGACACAAUGAAGCAGGUGACAGAUUCACAGCGCCACCAAUAAAACAAUUAAAUUGUUUUGUAAGUAAAGAUGUUCAUUUAAAAAAAAAAAAAAAAAAGAAGAAGAAGCAUGUUGAUAUUUUAUUUCACUUUAUUAAAACUUUCAGGAGUUACUGUGUUAAAAGUAUCUUUGUGUGUAUAGAUGCACUGACUAGAAACAUUAUGUGUAAUAUGUUGUAAUCAUUCUGCACUGUUUUUAUUUACAUGUGUUUUAAUCAUGUGUGUAUAGUAUGAUAGUAUCUCACACAUAAAGAUGUACAACAUUAA
Molecule: messenger RNA, 2125 nt
Organism: Mugil cephalus (flathead mullet)
Lineage: Eukaryota; Metazoa; Chordata; Actinopteri; Mugiliformes; Mugilidae
Gene: slc52a3-2a
Product: riboflavin transporter 2
Exons: 4
Coding region: 271-1620 (449 amino acids)
Biological process (GO): riboflavin transport
Cellular component (GO): plasma membrane
Molecular function (GO): riboflavin transmembrane transporter activity
Source: RefSeq, a predicted model, not a curated record